This is a messenger RNA of Triplophysa dalaica, 1404 nucleotides long. RefSeq names its product tRNA methyltransferase 13 homolog (gene trmt13). Gene Ontology annotation, biological process: tRNA methylation. The record is from RefSeq and is a predicted model, not a curated record. NCBI's taxonomy places the organism in Eukaryota, Metazoa, Chordata, Actinopteri, Cypriniformes, Nemacheilidae.
AUGGAAGCAUCCACUGCGGGCAGCGUGUUAGCACCUUUACCAGGGCGAUGUGCUUUUUAUGUAGCAAAAAAGAAACGAUAUUGCAAGAUGACUGUUGGGAGAGGAAAAACCUUCUGCGGGGAACAUGCAAACGCUGGUGAAGACACCGAGAAAAAACGAAUACCCUGUCCUUUGGACCCCAAACAUACUGUAUAUGAAGCAUUUGACAAACAUCUGAAGAAAUGCAACUCCAAGGAAAAGCCACAACCUAGAUAUUAUGUGAAGGACAUCAAUGCUGGGAGCGGAAGUGAAGGCGAAGCAAUAGAGGAGAUUUCAAUCGCUGAUCGAACCAAAGAGGAACUGGAUGAAUUGAUUGUGAAACUCAAGACUGCAUUACAAGGACUGAACACCCAGAUUGUUGAAAACACACUUUCACACACUGCUCUGAAUGAAGCUUUAAAUGAUCCCAAAAAUGGAGAUUCUGCCUUCAAACACCUUAAGCAACAGGCUUCGAUUUUAGGAAACAUGGAGGCUUUGAAACUGCUCAGCCCAGACAGAUGCUACAUAGAGUUUGGUGCUGGCAAAGGAAAACUGUCCCACUGGAUUCACGUCGCUCUUAAAGCAUCUGAAAAUGUCCACUUUUUGCUCGUGGAGCGGUCCAGUACUCGUUUCAAGGUAGACGGCAAACACAAAAAUGCUGACUCUACAUUUGACAGGCUGCAGGUGGAUAUACAGCACCUUGAUCUGAAUCAAGUUCCCCUCCUGAGAGAAAAAAGACUUUCUGUGGUUGGUGUUGGAAAGCAUCUCUGUGGUGCAGCAACAGAUCUUGCCCUGCGGUGUUUAUUUGAGGGCAUACGGAAAGUCGAAGAUGAACCUCCAACCAAGCGUGUAAAGCUCCAGCAAGAGGACGGAGCUGGUGAUGAUACAAAGCCACGUGAAGGUCUUGUCAUGUCGGGCAUGGCCAUCGCUUUGUGCUGCCAUCACCGCUGCGACUGGAGACACUAUGUUGGAAAAGAGUUCUUCAGACAGCGAGGUCUCGGCCCGAAAGAAUUCGCUGCCUUUCAGCGCAUGUCGAGCUGGGCUACGUGCGGUAUGAGGAAAUUCAGCUCCGAGAUGCCCGAGCAACUGAAUGAUCAUAAAACAGAAGAGGAAGAAGAGCAUGAGAUAGAUGAAGAAUCCAUAACAGAUACCCUCAACAGUGUGAUGUCGGUCGAAUACCGGGAACAGAUCGGUCGUCUUUGUAAACUUUUGAUCGACCAAGGAAGAGUGCAUUACCUCCAGCAAAGAGGAUUUGAAUCCAGCUUGAAAUACUAUACAAGCAGAGACGUGUCGUUGGAGAACGUGUUACUAACCGCCAUACCCUCAUCCAAUCAGAAAACAAAAGAAUCUAUAUUGAACACGAACGGCACAUGAACCAAACACAAU